Messenger RNA from Haliotis rubra (blacklip abalone), 2439 nucleotides. Its product is annotated as polyribonucleotide nucleotidyltransferase 1, mitochondrial-like. Gene Ontology annotation, cellular component: mitochondrion; cytosol. Gene Ontology annotation, biological process: mitochondrial RNA 3'-end processing; mitochondrial mRNA catabolic process. The transcript has 30 exons. The record is from RefSeq and is a predicted model, not a curated record. NCBI's taxonomy places the organism in Eukaryota, Metazoa, Mollusca, Gastropoda, Lepetellida, Haliotidae. The coding region runs from base 148 to 2394 and encodes 748 amino acids. Gene Ontology annotation, molecular function: RNA binding; 3'-5'-RNA exonuclease activity; polyribonucleotide nucleotidyltransferase activity.
AACAGUGCUGUCACACCUACUAUACCUUCAAAAUUUCCGCCAAAGUUAAUCUCGUGAGAUCUCGCGAAUGAUAUCUCGCCGGUCGUUUCAAAAUGGCUGCGCCCAUGCGAGCGUGUGACUGUUUGUGCAAAUGCACCGGCGGCCCAUAUGCACGUAUGCGAUAUUUUGCAGUUCAAAAGAAGGUCACAUUCGAACCCGUGGAAAAAUAGUGAUUAUGGGGCAACAGUCGAAACUGAAAUUGGAAACAGGCCAUUCAAAAUCUCCACUGGGAAGCUGGCCAGGUUUGCUGAUGGUACUGCUGUUGCUCAGCAUGGCGAUACAUCGGUGCUUGUAACUGCUGUCAGCCGUGACAGGCCUGUCCAACAAAACUUUGUUCCCUUAACUGUUGACUACCGCCAGAAGGCAGCCGCGGCUGGCCGAAUCCCAACCAACUACCUCCGCCGAGAGAUCGGGCCCUCUGACAGUGAGGUCCUCACAAGCAGACUUAUUGAUCGAUCAGUCCGACCUUUGUUUCCUCGUGGAUUCUACAAUGAAACUCAGAUAAUGUGCAAUUUGCUUGCAGUUGAUGGAAUGAACGACCCAGACAUUAUCAGUAUAAAUGCAGCAUCAGCAGCCCUGGCAGUGUCUAAUAUUCCAUGGAAUGGCCCUGUAGGAGCGGUUAGAGUUGGGCUUAUUGACAAUGAAGUCGUGGUCAACCCUACCAGGCGUCAGAUGUUUCAGAGUACCCUCAAUCUGGUGAUCACUGGUUCUGAGCGUGACAAAGUGGUAAUGCUGGAAGCCUCAGCCAACAAUGUCUACCUACAAGACUUCCAGAAGGCAGUGAAGCAUGGCUUGAAGGAAACACAAGCCAUCAUUCGACAGAUUAAAAAACUCCAGAAUGAGAUUGGUCAGGAAAAGAAGGAAGUGCCGCCUGUCUGUGAACCCUCAGAAGAAAUCACAAGUAUUGUCAAAAGUCUUGCAGAAUUGAAGUUAAGGGAUAUUUUCACAGACAGUUCUCAUGACAAAAUAUCCAGAGAUGUGGCUGUGAGGAAAGUCAGAACAGAUGUGUUGAGAGAUGUACAAGAGUCGCUGUUGCAGAAUGGUGGGUCUUCCACAGCAACUGAUAAACCAGAAGUGGAAACUCAGGACAUACAUCAAGUAUUUGAUGCUCUGUCCAAAAAUGUAUUUAGGAAUCUCAUACUGGAUGAACAGAAAAGAUGCGAGAGGCGGGAGCUUACCCAGUUGAGGGACAUCUCCUGUGAGGUCGAUCUGUACAAACCACUGCAUGGGUCAGCCAUCUUCCAGAGGGGACAAACUCAGGUUCUAUGUACCGUGACAUUCGACAGUCUCGACACAGCCUUCAAGUCAGACCCUAUGUCUGUUCUGGCUGGAGGUCUGAAGGAAAAGAAUUUCAUGUUGCAUUACGAGUUCCCUCCCUAUGCUACCAAUGAGACUGGCCGAAUUGGCGCCAGCAAGAGAAGAGAGCUUGGACAUGGUGCCCUGGCAGAGAAAGGAUUGAGGCCUUUAAUACCCUCCAACUUUCCUUUCACAAUAAGACUGACAUCCGAGGUGUUGGAGUCGAAUGGUUCUUCCUCCAUGGCAUCGGUGUGUGGUGGUAGUCUUGCCCUGAUGGAUGCUGGUGUCCCCAUCUCAGACGCUGCUGCAGGGGUGGCUAUUGGACUGGUCACUCGCACUGAUCCUGAGAAGUCGGACAUAUUGGAAUACAAGCUGUUGACAGACUUGCUGGGUAUUGAAGAUUACUUAGGUGAUAUGGAUUUCAAACUAGCUGGGACCAAGAAGGGAAUCACAGCCCUGCAAGCGGACAUCAAGCUGUCAGGGAUUCCCAUUAAGAUUGUCAUGGAAGCCAUACAACAAGCAGCAGAUGCAAAACAUGAGAUAUUGAAGAUUAUGAACAACACACUUGCAAAACCAAGAAGUUCCCGCAAAGAAAAUGGGCCAGUAACAGAGACAUUGCAGGUACCUCUGCACAAGAGGCCGAAGUUUGUGGGAGCUGGCGGCUAUAACCUGCAGAAGAUCCGCAGUCAGACAGGGGUGACCAUUACUAACAUGGAUGAGACCACGUUCCAAGUGUUUGCCCCCAACAAGGAUGCCAUGGAGGAAGCACGCGAGAUCAUGGAGGAACUGUUGCAGGAUAAUGUGCCAGAGUUUGAAUUUGGUGCUAUUUGUACAGGGAAGAUUGUUGAAAUCAAAGAAUAUGGUGUGAUGGUGGAGCUUCACCCCCGACUGCAGCCCGUUCUCAUUCACAACUCUCAGCUAGAUAUGAGGAAGGUGAACCACCCAUCAGUGCUGGGACUAGAGGUGGGGCAGGAGAUCAGGGCCAAGUACUUUGGGCGUGACCCUGCCAAUGGACGUAUGCGGUUAUCUCGGAAGGUUCUCCAGACCACUGGAAGAUAGAUGCGAUUGUGAUGGUUUCCAUUGUGAUGGUUUCCUCAUUGUGAU